Molecule: messenger RNA, 3724 nt
Organism: Notechis scutatus (mainland tiger snake)
Lineage: Eukaryota; Metazoa; Chordata; Lepidosauria; Squamata; Elapidae
Source: RefSeq, a predicted model, not a curated record
GUCCCAAAAUGGCCGACUUCUUCAAUUACCCUCUCGGCGGUGACUCUUGCCUCAAUCUAUGGUCUAACGAGGCGCUCUAGUCAACAAGGCGAACUCGACUGCAGACCCCUGUCUGAUAUUUCUGCCUCUGCCCAUGACAUCAAAGAGAAAAAUUGUCAAAUGUGGCGGUGUACGGUAGAGGGCGCUAUGAUGACUCGUAGGCCGUGACGCUGCUCUUGCUGCAGCAACGGGGAGGGAGCGAGGAGUGACUCGCAGCGUGCGCGCUCUCGGUGCCGUUGCGGUACUUGGUGUUUUCGCGCUUGUCUCCCCCCCCCCCCCCCUCCCCACGAUUCUUCUUCAAACCUUCCCGCAACGGCGGCGGUUUGUUGAAGAAGAAUGUUCCGCAAGGCACGGCGCGUGAAUGUGCGGAAGCGGAACGAGUCCGAGGACGACGACGAAGAGCGAGAUGAAGCGUUACCGUCGCAGCUGCUGCCGCCGCCGCCGCCGCCGCCAGGAGGUGAUGGGCCUGCGGCAGAGCCUGAGCUGCCAGCCCCUAAGCCCCCGCUGCUGCCUCUUCCGAUCGGUUGCGUCCCUCUGGUCUCCCCUCCUCCUCCUCCUCCGCCCCCUCCUCCGGCUGUCCCUCUCCCGCCGCCGCCGCCGCCUUCGCAGCAGCUGCCAUUGGGAAACAACGGGCACGUGCCUGCGGUUUCUAAGCCGAAGGAGCGGAAAAGGGGCAAAGAAUCGGGAGCCCCGCCUGGGAUGCCCCGCGGAAGCCGCAACCUGCUCAGCUUCCAGGAUGAGGAAGAGGAAACGGAAGUUUUUAAAGUGAAGAAAUCAAGUUACAGCAAAAAGAUAGUAAAGCUGCUUAAGAAAGAAUAUAAAGAAGAUCUUGAAAAAUCAAAGACAAAACCAGAAACAAAUUCUUCAGCAGAUGAUGAACAAAUUGCAGACAAACUAGGACUUUUUAAAGAUACAGUUCAGGAAGAUGGGGCUACAAAUAGUGAACAAGGAGAAGAAGAAAUGGAAGUUGAAAGUGAGAAGGAAGAAGAAAAAGCAAAAGCUGCAGGAGCAUUUUCCACUGCCUUGUCAUCUCUAAAUGUUCUUCGUCCAGGAGAAAUUCCAGAUGCUGCUUUUAUUCAUGCUGCUAGGAAAAAGCGCCAAAUGGCUCGUGAACUUGGUGACUUUCUUCCCCUUGAUAAUGAUCCUGGUAAAGGGCGUCUUGUGAGAGAAGAUGAAAACGAUGCCAGUGAUGAUGAGGAUGAUGAUGAGAAGCGAAGAAUAGUUUUUUCAGUGAAAGAGAAAUCCCAGAGACAAAAGAUUGCAGAGGAAAUAGGUAUUGAGGGAAGUGAUGAUGAAGCUCUGAUUGCUGGAGAACAGGAUGAAGAAUUAAGCCGGUGGGAGCAAGAACAGAUAAGGAAAGGCAUUAAUAUACCUCAGGUUCAAGCAAGUCAGCCUGCUGAAAUGAAUAAUCUCUACUACCAGAAUGCUUACCAGACAAUGCCUUAUGGUUCAUCUUAUGGCAUGCCUUACACAUAUGCUGCAUAUGGAUCAGAGACAAAGUCUCAAAAAACAGAUAACAUAAUAUCUUUCAAAACCCCCAGUAAUGAGAUGGCUCCUGUUACUAUUGAUUUGGUAAAGAAACAGUUUAAAGACAGAUUGGAGUCACUGAAAGAAUUUCACAAAGCGAAUCAAGAACAACACGAGAGGCAUCAGCAAAACCGUGAUGAUUCUACCAAGAUAAUUGAAAGAUUAGAAGGGUCUUCUGGGGGUAUUGGUGAACGGUAUAAAUUUCUGCAAGAAAUGCGAGGGUAUGUCCAAGACUUGCUUGAGUGUUUCAGUGAAAAGGUGCUCCUGAUUAACGAACUUGAAACAGCAAUGCACCAGCUGUACAAACAGCGCGCCUCCCGCCUUGUCCAAAGACGACAAGAUGAUAUUAAAGAUGAAUCUUCGGAGUUUUCAAGCCAUUCAAAUAAAGCAUUGAUGGCACCAAACCUUGAUUCUUUUGGGCGAGAUAGAACCCUUUACCAAGAACAUGUAAAAAGACGGACUGCAGAAAGGGAAGCUAGAAGAGCUCGUCGUAGACUUGCCAGAGAGCAGUCUGGGAAAAUGGCUGAUCACCUUGAGGGUCUUUCUAGUGAUGAUGAAGAAACCUCAACAGACACAACAAACUUCAACAUGGAACGAGAUCGCAUUUUGAAGGAGUCAAGCAAAGUUUUUGAGGAUGUAUUAGAAAACUUUUCCUCCAUUGAUUAUAUUAAGUCACAAUUUGAAGCCUGGCGUUCUAAGUAUUUGUCUUCAUAUAAGGAUGCUUAUAUUGGCCUUUGCUUACCCAAGCUGUUAAAUCCUUUAAUAAGACUUCAGUUACUUACCUGGAAUCCUUUGGAGGACAAAUGUCAAGAUUUUGAAAGCAUGCUAUGGUUUGAAUCCCUGCUAUUUUAUGGAUGUGAAGAAUAUGAUCAGGAAAAAGAUGAUGCUGAUGUUUCACUGUUGCCUACUAUUGUUGAAAGAGUGGUUUUACCAAAAUUAACAGUGCUGGCUGAAAAUGUAUGGGACCCCUUUUCUACAACCCAAACAUCCAGGAUGAUUGCUAUUACCCAGAAACUAAUUAAUGGAUAUCCUACAGUAGCACAUGCAGAAAACAAAAAUACACAGGUGACAAAAAAAUUGCUUAACUUUUUUGGAUUCAUGACUUUCUAUAUAUUGCUUCAAUUACUAGUAUUGAAUUAUAAUUUUCAUGAUAGGGAACAUAUAAAACAGAUAAUAAAACUUCUAUCAAGUAUUCGAGCACUGGACCAUGCUUUUACAGUAGCAAAUGAUCAUAAUGUAAAAGAGUUAAAGAACUUAAGUGAUGGGAAAUAAAAUUGUGUCAAUUAAUUCUAUAAUAUAAAAUCAUUCCUGAAUUGUAAUUUUGUACAUAUGUAAAGUUUUCUUAAAUUGUAAAAGGUUGUUUUUAAGACAAAGUGCAUUCUUAAAUACAUCGUGUGUAAUAGUGUUGAUGAAAAGUGAAAGCCAAGAUUUUUCACAUGCAUUUUGUUUACAAAAACUUUUAUAUCCCAUGAUGGCCAUCUGUUCAAUUAAUUUCAGAGUAGGAAAGAAAUUCUUUAUGAUAAAAUGAAUAGAUGAUUUCAGAUAUUUAUACCUCCGUGGUUACGUGUUUGAAAUGAUACCUUUUGAAGUAAAUUUUUGUUGCUGAAAUUGGUCACAACUGCAUAAUAUGUAUGGCCUUGUGAGAGUAAACAAGCUUCUCAAAUAAUGUUGUUAAAAAUAUACAUAUUGAUCAUAAAGUAAUAUUCUUAAAUUUUAGAUUAAAAAAACCCUGCAGUCACAGUUUCAGUUUCCCAAAUAAAUUAUAUUUCAGGUGAAAUUAUUUGUGCCAUGUAAGUUAGAUCCUUGUUUUAAGAACAACAUUCCUAAAUUGCAUUUUUCCCCCUAAUUCUUUAGAAUGCAUUUUCUCAUAACAAUUUAAAAUCCCACAAUGUCCAUAGGAUUUUAUAUCCUGUGAUCAUUCACUGAAUUUUCCAAAGUUACUUGGAUUGUUUAAAGAUUAAUCUUUUGGUUGUCAUGGCUUGCUCCUAAGUUUAGUUUGAAUUGAGAAGAACGUUGUCACUGUAGAUACCUUCCUUGAUCUUACCUUGAUAUGUAGUCCUUUGUACCUGAAAAAAGAAAUGGACUACCAAACCAUCGUACUUUAUCAUGAUCUUGUUGUGUGAUGGAAAGAAAAUAUUAAAUGUACAGUUUGCCUUUG